This is a messenger RNA of Salpingoeca rosetta, 2915 nucleotides long. RefSeq lists its product as uncharacterized. The record is from RefSeq and is a predicted model, not a curated record. The transcript is spliced from 5 exons. NCBI's taxonomy places the organism in Eukaryota, Choanoflagellata, Craspedida, Salpingoecidae. Bases 62 to 2629 code for a protein of 855 amino acids.
UGGCGGGUGGAACAACACAAAGCUGUUUUGGCCAAUCACAAGCAAGCAAGCAAGCAACACCAUGCAGGCGAGAAUGCUUGUGCGCAGGGCACUUGCAGUUGUGGCAGCAUUGUGUCUGAGCUACAUCCCGCUGGCACACGCUGAUCACGAGACAUGGCCACUCGCGGGUGGCAUUGCCGUCGUUCGUGGAGACGAGAUGCUGAUGGCCAACGGGGAGAAGCGGUUGACGUUUGCAGUCACGUUUGAUGAGCCCUUUCCCAGUACGCCGUCCAUCGUCAUUGACCGCAUUGGCGUCAACGACAUUGAUGUUUCGCAGGAGCUGUUCCACACCACGCCCUUCAUCAGCGAGUCGCGCUUCCUUGCCGAGCUCAUUGCGCUGUCCCCGCUCAUGGGCUCCGUAAACGUGUCGUGGGUGGCCAGCUACCAAGGACCCUGCGAGAGCCACAUGCACUGUCCCACAACGCAGUACUGCGACCGCUACGGCGGCUGCGAUGAUUGCUCUGUCUGUGUUAAGCUGGGAGACACCUUCAACGCCGCACCUUGCCCGGACAAGUGUGAUCCGUACUUCCCCGACAUGCUACCGACUACCACCACAGCUACAGCUAGCACCAUCACCGGCGCCAGCAGUGGUGAUGGUACAUUCACGGCAUCGACAACUGCAGAAACAACAGCAACCACAACGACAACAACAACGACGACAACAACAACAACAACAAUGGUGGGAGUGCCAGAGCCGUGUGUGGUGUGCGACAUUGAGACCUACCCAUGUGGAGACGAGUGCCUGAUUGUGAGCGGUCUUGUGCUUCCCGAAUGCUUUCAAGAGCCCGGCUGCUCCGUCACGUACGGCCAGGGCAGCCUCAUCCACUUCAACACCACCGUCGAUGCCCUCACGCAAGCGCAGGCGCGCGGGCAGAAGGCUGACGGCGCCCUGCUGAAGCUGUCCACCAUCAACCCGCAUCUCGCCAACCCAGACCUGCGUGAAACCAUCGCCCGCGUUGAGUCCGUUGCCCUGUGCACGGACGUGGUGUGCGACCCUGCACCCCAGUGCUACGAUGAGGCCGUGUGCAGUGAUGGCACGUGUCUGACACCGCGCCCCAGCACCGCCGGCACCCCGUGUGAUGAUGGCAACAGCGCCACGGAUGAUGAUGCGUGCGACGGCAGCGGCAUGUGCGUUGGCAUCGACUACUGCGCUGGCGUGGUGUGCGACCCGCCAACACAGUGCCACGUGGAAGGCGUUUGCAGCCACGGCGUGUGCACGGACGUGUUCGCGCCAAACGGCACGGCGUGCGACGACGGGCUUGAGCACACGGACAACGACGCGUGCGACGGCAAUGGCGUCUGCUCGGGUGUCGACCUGUGUGAGGGCGUGGAGUGUGCGCCUGCAAGCGACUGCCACCUGCCUGGCACGUGCAGCCAUGGUGUGUGCUCCGAUGCGUACCAGCCCGAGGGGCACCCGUGCGACGAUGGCGACGCUGCCACAGAUGACGACGUCUGCACCGGCAACGGCACGUGCACUGGUAUUGACUACUGCAUUGGCGUGACGUGCGAGCCGCUGUCACAGUGCCACGUUGCCGGCACGUGCAGUCACGGCGAGUGCAGCACCCCAUAUGCUGCGAGCGGGACGCCCUGCGACGACGGCGACGCCACCACCGACGAUGACGUGUGCGACGGCAGCGGCGUUUGUGCUGGCAUCGACUACUGUGUUGGUGUCAUGUGCAUCCCGCCCUCACCGUGCCAGACCAACGGCACAUGCGCGCAUGGGGAGUGCUUCUUCGACAACCUCCCAGAUGGCACGCAGUGCAACGAUGGAGAUGCGAGCACGGACUUUGACGCGUGCCAGAGCGGCGCAUGUGUGGGUGUAGUGCAGCCAACAGUUGGGCCAACACAGGGCAUGGGCUUUGUCACCGUGGCCGCUGUCCAGGUAGAGAUGACAACCCCGACCAACACCAACAGCACGGCACCUGCGAUGCCUGUUGACGAUGCUGCUGCUGCCUCUGCUGCAGUUGUGUCGAUUGCCGCGCUUGUGCCGGGCGUGUAUGAGGAUGAUGUUCGUGUUGACGUGACAGCUUCCGAUGCCAGCAUGGGCGGCGGUAGCGGUGUCAGCACUGGCGAUGCGUGGACGGCCAUGUGGACGAUUGAGGUCAACACGCGGGUGUUUGCGGAGGACUAUGUGGUGGGCAAGGUGGGAGAGGUGCUCAACUCAACGCAGCUGCUGCAGUCGCUCGCACCCGCUGGUGUCGUUGCGAUCACCCUCAUCGACACCCCAUACGCAGAGCUGCGGUGCCUGUCUGCGGUGUCGUGCCCUGCGCUGUCGUGCGCGAGCGACGAGAUGGAGUACCAGUCGCAGUACCCGUCGGUGCGCAAGUGCUGCCCGCGCUGCCUCAAGCGGUCCGCAUAUUUGAGCACGGAGACGGCGGCGUACCAGCUGGCACUGCAGCACUACGCAGAGGCGCAGCAGCAGCAGGACGAGGACUACGCAACCAUCGACCUUGUUGCGUACGAGGAAGCGCGUGACACGUGGCAGGCGGACUUGACGUCCUACCUGCAGGCGGCAAGUCUGUGGGAUGCGCAGUGGGAGGACUUUUCGCAGGCGGAGCAGCUCUACUACGACCUCGUCUGCCCGCCGUGAACAUGAGAGACAGCGAAGAUCGUGCGUGUGAGUGAGUGCGUGUGUGUGCGUUUGUGCGCGUGUGUGUGUGUGCGUGUGUGCAUGUGUGUGUGUGUGCAUGUGGGCAUGUGUUCUGGAAUGAGUGAUUGGGUGAGGGAGUGAGUGAGUGAGCGUGUGAAGUGUGUGUGUGAACUUAAAUGCGCGCGAAACAAUAUGUGUGUCUGUGUCUGUGUGUGCGUUCUCUCUUCCUCCGAAGAGACGUUGAUUGCUUGUCGCUUGUCGCUGAAUACAGAGUUGUGUUGCUGCA